AUCAACAGCUUAGAUACCUGCUUAAUUUGACUUAUUUUAAAACUGGCAUUUUUAAUCUCACUGCUAGCACAACCAAUCAGAAGCUCUGGGCUGCUGAACUGCAGAAGACUAUAUCAAGAGAUUACAAGUAUGUGCUGCUGGCUUCUGAGCAGUUGGUGGGUGUCUGCCUUUUUGUGUUCAUCAGGCCCCAGCAUGCUCCUUUUAUCAGGGGUGUUGCUGUUGAUACUGUAAAGACUGGCAUGGGAGGAGCCACUGGUAACAAAGGUGCAGUAGCUAUUCGAAUGUUGUUUCAUACAUCCAGUCUUUGCUUUGUCUGCAGUCAUUUUGCUGCAGGGCAAUCACAAGUUAAAGAGAGAAAUGAAGACUUCGUAGAAAUAGCUCGCAAGCUCAGUUUUCCAAUGGGAAGAAUGCUUUUUUCCCAUGACUAUAUCUUUUGGUGUGGUGACUUUAAUUAUCGAAUAGAUAUUCCAAAUGAGGAGGUUAAGGACCUAAUACGACAACAGAACUGGGAUUCCCUUAUAGCAGGAGACCAACUUAUCAAUCAGAAAAAUUCUGGACAGAUUUUUAGGGGAUUUUUGGAAGGGAAAAUAAAUUUUGCUCCUACAUACAAAUAUGAUCUGUUUUCUGAUGACUAUGACACCAGUGAAAAAUGUCGCACACCGGCAUGGACAGAUCGUAUUCUUUGGAGAAGAAGAAAAUGGCCUUUUGACCGAUCAGCUGAAGACCUGGAUCUUCUGAAUGCUAGUUUUCAUGAUGACAGUAAUGUUCCUUAUACGUGGAAUCCUGGAACUUUGUUGCACUAUGGAAGAGCAGAGCUGAAAACAUCUGAUCAUAGGCCUGUGGUUGCAUUGAUCGACAUUGACAUAUUUGAAAUUGAAGCAGAAGAGAGACAAAAAGUUUACAAGGAAGUGAUUGCAAUGCAAGGACCACCUGAUGGGACUGUAAUGGUCUCCAUCAGAAGUUCUUCAGCAGAAGAAAACUAUUUUGAUGAUAACUUGAUUGAUGAUCUUCUUCAAAAAUUUGCAAGCUAUGGUGAAGUUAUACUUAUAAGGUUUGUGGAAGACAAGAUGUGGGUAACAUUUUUGGAAGGAAGCUCUGCUUUGAAUGUUAUGAAUUUGAAUGGUACUGAGCUACUAGGAAGAAUUAUAAACAUAAGCUUGAAAAAUCCAGAUUGGAUCAGAAGUUUGGAAGAUGAAAUGAAUCUAGAGAAGAUUAAUAUUGGGCUGCCUUCAUCAACAAGCUCCACUUUGCUUUGUGAAGAUGCUGAGGUUACUGCAGACUAUGAUAUGGAAGGAGACAUAGAUGAUUAUAGUGCUGAAGUAGAAGAAAUCCUUCCUCAGCAUCUACAGCCAACUUCCAGCUCUGGUCUUGGAACCUCUCCAAGCUCUUCGCCGCGCUCCAGUCCCUGUCAAUCCCCUACGCUGUCAGAUGGACCUACGCUCCCAGUGAGACCGAGCCGAGCACCAGCAAAAACACCCGGACCACCUGUUUCCACCCACACUGAAUUUCAGCUUGGUACCCAGCAGAAAGAGUCUUCUCAGAGCUUGGAGCCUAAACGUCCUCCACCACCUCGCCCCGUUGCUCCUCCUGCACGCCCCACUCCACCACAGAGGCCUCCUCCACCAUCAGGCGGUAGGAGUCCUGCACCUGCUAGAAAAGAAUUUGGAGGUCUUGGAGCCCCUCCCAGUCCUGGGGUAGCUAGGAGAGAAGUAGAAGCACAAAAAAGUCCUGGAACACAAAGAAAGGAUAACUUAGUUCGUAAUCAGCCUCCACCUUCAACUGGAAUUUCAAGUGCAGGAACCGCUGGAUAUGGUACAACCAGACCGACUGUCCCACCCCGAGCUGGAGUUAUUAGUGCACCACAAAGCCAUGUCCGUCCCUCUGGGGGAAGACCAGCACCUGAAACUCAAACCAAACCACCUGAACCACCAAGGGGCUCACCAUUGCUUCCUGAACCACUAAAGCCUCAGGCUGCUGCACCUCCUCAGCCCACCACUCAGCCACCGCCUGUGCUAAAGAUGCAGGAGCCUCUCAUACCUGUGGCAUCACAUCCAUCUCAGACAAGUGCCCCACAAAGUCUGGAACCCCCACAACCACCUCCCCGUAGCCGAUCAUCUCACACUUUGCCUUCUGAAUCUGCUCCUUCACAGCAGCAAAUUAAAUCAAACGGAACGUAUGGCACUAAACUUGAAACACAGUUAAACAGUGACCCUUUUGAAGAUUUGUCAUUUAAGCUGCUUGUGUCCAAGAUGCAGACGCCUGUUCGAACAUCACCUGUUCCGACUUUAAACGAAAAGGAGUUGCUACAGUUGCCUUCAGCAACACAAAGAAACGCUGAUACUUUGAACACUGUAAAUUGCAUGCCAGCAAUGCCUCCUGUUCCAACCUUUAACACAUCCCAGGAACAUAAGCGCAGCUCUCCAAAUCCAUUUAUUACUGGGCUGAACUGCACAAAUCCAUUCACUGAAAGAACUCCUACUGCUGGAAACCCGUUUAGAAUGGAAACGCAAGAGCCUGAAAUAACUUCACAUUUACUAGAAGGACGUGCUGCUUGCAAUCCUUUCCCUUCUCUAAAUCCCCUCAGUUGUAAUACAAGCAAGCCUGUAUUUUCUGUUGAUGCAUCUGAAAACACUUUUUGCUUGCGAAGUAAAUCUCUCAUGGUAAAAAAUGUACAGCCAAAAGGAUGGGUAACGUUUGAUGAGGAGGAGAAUUUAAAUGUAAAGCUAAAGCCAUCUAAAAGUGUUCCAGAUUUCAAGCAAAUUGGUUCCAGGAAGUCAGCUGGAUCUCCAGAUUUGCUGGGCACUGAACAAAAUACUUUUCUUGGUUCAGACUUCAACUUUGAUAAUGACUGGAAUAAAAGUUCUACUGAUUGCUUCUAUACCAUGCCAGCACGACGACCACCUGCACCUCCUAUACCUUCAAGAAUAACCAGCAACAGAUCCCCCGCAGAUCCUUUCACUUCUUUGCCACCUAAGGUGUCACCAACACAAGAUUUUACAGAAAGAUAGAUGUUCAAAAAUAUAAGAGGUUGUAUUUGUUGCUACAUUUAUCCAAAUUGGGCAUU
This is a messenger RNA of Antrostomus carolinensis (chuck-will's-widow), 3064 nucleotides long. Its product is annotated as synaptojanin-1. The annotation marks the transcript as partial. Gene Ontology annotation, biological process: phosphatidylinositol dephosphorylation; synaptic vesicle endocytosis. Gene Ontology annotation, molecular function: SH3 domain binding; RNA binding; phosphatidylinositol-4,5-bisphosphate 5-phosphatase activity. Gene Ontology annotation, cellular component: perinuclear region of cytoplasm; presynapse. The record is from RefSeq and is a predicted model, not a curated record. The transcript is spliced from 17 exons. Lineage: Eukaryota; Metazoa; Chordata; Aves; Caprimulgiformes; Caprimulgidae.